Molecule: messenger RNA, 1176 nt
Organism: Coniophora puteana RWD-64-598 SS2
Lineage: Eukaryota; Fungi; Basidiomycota; Agaricomycetes; Boletales; Coniophoraceae
Product: cystathionine gamma-synthase
Exons: 11
Coding region: 1-1176 (391 amino acids)
Biological process (GO): transsulfuration
Cellular component (GO): cytoplasm
Molecular function (GO): pyridoxal phosphate binding; carbon-sulfur lyase activity
Source: RefSeq, a predicted model, not a curated record
AUGGCAUCUCUACUGAGCGGAACGGACCUGAUACACGCGGACCAGGCGCUCGCUGGCUAUGAAGUCGCGCCGUCGAUCUCGGUGACAACCACGUUCCGAAGAGAUCCUCUGUAUCAGGAUGAUCUCGACGAGCCACCAGUCAUGGUGCAAGGGCGGCGGCAUGUUUACUCGACGUACUCGCAGGAUGUCAGCGAUCGGGACCUACAAGUUCUGAACAAAGUCCUGCACGGCUAUUCCAUGACGUACUCCUCUGGACUAGCUGCAGCUUACGCAGCACUCGUCCACUACAACCCCAAGCGUGUCGCAAUUAGGAAGGGGUACAUGGGCUGCCAUGGGUGUAUACGGACGUAUGCCAAGGCAAAGUCAGAGAACAUCCCCCUGAUAGACCUCGACGACGACUUCCAAGAAGGUGAUCUAUGCUGGCUGGAGACGCCGUUGAAUCCGACUGGUGAAUCUCGGGACAUCGCCUAUUACGCAAACAAGGUUCAUGCCAUAGGCGGAAAGAUUCUAGUCGACUCAACAUUUGGGCCUCCACCGCUCCAGGACCCGUUCAAGUGGGGAGCAGACUGUGUCUUUCAUAGUGGGACAAAGUACUUUGGAGGUCACUCCGACAUGCUUUGCGGUAUUCUCGCUGUCAAGACGGAGGCAGAGUACUUGGAGCUCUGGGACGACAGAAAGUUCAUGGGCAACGUGAUGGGCUCCCUUGAGACGUGGCUUCUCCUGCGGUCUCUUCGGACGCUGCACCUCCGAGUCCCACGACAGUCCGAGACAGCGACGAUCUUAGCGCGAUGGCUCGCUGGAGCAGCUAAUGUUCCCGCCGGAGAAGAUCGCGAGUUCGACGGCAUACCGGGGGGUGUCGUGACGAAGGUCUGGCACUCCAGCCUGCAAGGUAUCGAUGAGCGCGGCUUCGACCCUGCGAAGCAGAUGGAGGGAGGAUUUGGUGCUGCAUUCUCAAUACGGCUCGCACACAGAGAAUAUGCAGACAGGUUUCCGCAUUACCUGCAAUACUUCGUCGUCGCGACGAGCCUCGGAGGCGUCGAAUCACUGGUCGAGCAAAGAGUCCGCUCAGACAAGAGCGAAGACCCGUUGCUCAUUCGCUUUAGUAUCGGUGUUGAAGACGUAGACGAUCUAAAGAGCGACAUUCGCCAGGCAUUCCAGAGGUUGACGAUGGUAUGA